Hypomesus transpacificus is the source of this 2031-nucleotide messenger RNA. It is a transcript of the gene hoxb6a, whose product is annotated as homeobox B6a. Gene Ontology annotation, biological process: regulation of transcription by RNA polymerase II; anterior/posterior pattern specification. Bases 768 to 1451 code for a protein of 227 amino acids. Gene Ontology annotation, molecular function: RNA polymerase II cis-regulatory region sequence-specific DNA binding; DNA-binding transcription factor activity, RNA polymerase II-specific. Lineage: Eukaryota; Metazoa; Chordata; Actinopteri; Osmeriformes; Osmeridae. Gene Ontology annotation, cellular component: nucleus. The record is from RefSeq and is a predicted model, not a curated record. The transcript has 2 exons.
UCUCAAUAUAAGCCGUCAGAAUGAUUGCUGUACUAUCCAGAUGUACAUACUGUCUGUAUAUUCACUCUGAGUAGGAUGGAUGUCUUUAAUGCCUUGUCAAUAACUCAGAUGGAAAUUACAAGUUAAAUAACAGUGAUGAGCACAUAUGAAGUGACGAAUUACGUCUCCUCACAUAUUGAGUUGAGAUAAUGCCUCUGACCACAAACAUGAUAGAGUUUCAGGAUAGGCUAAAUACGAUUCACUAUCUCCGACCGUGCAUGCGCUUUUGAAACGACGCAGUUUCUUAAAUCCAUUUAAUGUGGGGAGUGUUUAAAAGGAAGGCUAAAAUAGUUUGCCUUCAGUGGAGAGGACCGUGUGUACUGUAUAUGGUUGCACGUUAGACCAAACACAAGGGGGAGAAGUGUCGAUGUAUUCAAUUUAGCACUUUAAGAUUUCAGUGUGAUUCGUAUUGUGCAAUCUCAUUGGAGGGAGAGAAAGGCGAAUGAGGGGAAAAAAACGCUCUCUGGUUUGCGCUGGGGUCCCCCGGCGCAUGCAAUCUCAGCCCCCCUCAAGGGUGCUAUUUUGCAGGCACGGACGCUCGCGAUUGGUCAGCCCUCGGUCAGAUGGUACGAUUUCCCUCUGUCCCGCACUGGCACAUAGCCACCCAGCGCCCCCCACCCCCCUCCCUCAACUAAAACCCAAUCUCCGAUAAACUACUGAUAGCUAAACCACUUGGACUAUAAAACACAACAAAUCAUAAACCAAGGAAAAGAGCCCGUGCCCUCCCAAUGAGUUCCUAUUUUGUAAACUCAACUUUCCCAGUGACUCUGCCCGGAGGACAGGAGUCUUUCUUGGGACAGAUACCGUUAUAUUCCUCCGGAUACACAGAUUCUUUAAGACACUAUCCCGGUGCUGCCUAUGGAGCUACCAGCGUUCAAGACAAGGCGUACCCGUCUUCUUACUACCAGCAAGCAAACGGUGCCUACGGUCGGGCUGCUGCUGCCGCCGGUGCAUGCGACUACGCAGCAGCCAGCUUUUACAGGGAAAAGGACCCUUCGUGCGCUCUCGCCAGCAUAGAGGAACACUCGCUCGUGCUGAGCCAAGACCAUCGCAAGACGGACUGCACGGGGCAGAAUAAAAGCUUGUUCGGCGACAGUGACGAUCAGAAGCCUUCGACGCCCGUCUAUCCAUGGAUGCAAAGGAUGAACGCGUGUAACGGGACAUUCGGUAACCCCGGUCGCCGGGGUCGACAGACAUAUACCCGCUACCAGACGCUGGAGUUAGAGAAGGAGUUCCACUUUAACAGGUACCUGACCCGGAGACGCCGCAUCGAGAUCGCGCACGCACUGUGCCUAACAGAACGCCAGAUCAAAAUCUGGUUCCAAAACCGACGGAUGAAGUGGAAAAAGGAGAAUAAACUGAUAAACUCCUCUCAAACCAAUGGGGAGGAGGAAGAGAAGGGGACGGAGUAAAGAAAGAAAAAUGGAAUAAUGUUGUAAGAAAGGAAAGAGAAUGCAUAAAGGCAUUCUUAAUUUUAAGACAUGAGGAUUCACCUCCUUCAUAUGUCCAAAGUUUCCAAUGGUGAAGUUGUAUUUGGUAAAUUUGAUGUAGCAUUCCAGAAGUUCACUUCACUUUUUAUUUUUGUUACUGUUAAUGUCUGUUAAUGUUUUUUUGUUAUCAUAAUUCGGGUACCCGAAUGGCAGUGUUUUUGUGAGCUCGUCUCUUGAUUUAGGACGUGGUCUUAUAAUGUUAACGACCAUGUAACGAACUAUUUGAAGUAUCUAUGUCAUAUCUGUAUUCAUAUUUAAAAUGUAUAGAAAUAACGGGAAAUUCUCCUUGAAUGGUGAAUUAUUGUCUUUCGUUUGUAAGCUAAUGCCCAGACUUAGCUCUUUCGUUGAAUUGUUUUAAGUUUGAAAGGGAAAUACUGAUCUACUGACAACUCAAAACUACCUAGACUGGGUCAAAAGUUUAUAUUUUAUGGAUUUUAUAAGUGGUUUAUGUUUGUGGUUUGUCACAAAUUCGUAUCUGCUUACAAACUCAUUCAAUAAAAUG